AUGGUCUUCAAGCCGUUUACCCACCUCGCGCGUCAGAGUUUCACCAAAGCCUUUACUCAUGGCUAUGCUCAAUCCGUAGUCGCGGCCUCGCAGUCGUCAUACGCGUCAACCACCACAUUUAACCAGAUUGCCAGUCAACCUGCCGCUAAGCUAUCUCGGACGACGCAGCUACAAAAUGUUUUCCAGCCAUCUAGCUCGUCUGGUGCGGGCGCCAAGGCCAGCCAGGGCACUUCGGGCUCCGGCGAUUUGGGCUUGGCUGCCUACUAUGCUGCCUGGCAGCAUGCCCAGCAGACAGGCGAUGACAGUGACUGGAAGCAGAUGCAACUGAAAAGGAAGGUUGGCUGGAAGCCGUCCUUGAACGAAGAUGGCGUCAAAUCGAAGGAGUCCGACCACCUGCCCUCGGCCGACAACAACUUUCAUAAUUCGCCUCAUAUCACCAAGGCAUCCGCCAACGCAGAUGUCAGUGCCAAGGUUGAAGAGGCUGUAGCCCGGGAGAUUCAGAUACAGGAGGAGCAGGCUCAGGUCGACGAGGCUUCCGAAGCCAAGGAGAACACGGAUACGGAAGCUUUCCCUGAUUUGCCCCCGGAUGUCGCCGCUGUCGCCGAUGCCUCCACCGAGCAAUCCCGCCUUGCUUCGGAGCACAUCACCGAUCUGGCUUCGAACAAUAAAUACGCUGAGAUCCCCGGAGCAUUUGCAACAAUUUUGCGGGAUGGUCUUACGCCUACGGUCGGUGCCUACAAUGCUCUGCUCGAAUCGGCCAUUCAACUCCAUGGCGAUACUGCUCAGGCCAUCCAGAAAGCCCUGGAUGUCUACUCGGACAUGCUUCGUCGCAGGGUAGUUCCCGACGAGCAGACCUACCAAACUUUGGUGCAGCUGUUCGUGGUCCGUGCCAACGAUGCCAUCAAAUCCAAGAGCCUGCUGGAGCAGGAGCGUGCUCGCUACGGUGGUAUGGAAGAGCCGGGCAAGUUCAUGUUGCACUCCAGUGAGCUGGAGCGCGCCAUUCUUGCCGAGGAUCACUCGCUGGGAAUUGCCAUGAAGCUGUUCAACACCGCCGCCACGCGUCAUGCCGAUCUCGUCUUCCCUCUCGACACCUACCGCCAUCUGAUCAGCGCCUGUGCAAAGGAGGGCCAAGUCGAAGACAUGGUCCGAGUGUAUGGACAUAUGGAGUCCCACAAGGUGACCCCGCACGCUUCGAUUUUCCCAUCCAUGAUUGACGCCUUUGCCUCUACGGGAGAUCUGCAGAGUGCUGUGGAAUGUUACAACGAAUACAAGGGAUUGGCGGUUUCGGAUGAUAACGGAACCUUCUGCAUUGUGCAACGGUUGGAUGGGCAGGUUUACGCUGCUCUGGUCCGGGCGUACCUGGUCUGCGGGAAGGAACAGCAAGCUUUGCGAUUCCUGGAGCGGAUUCAGGCCUCCUUUGAGGAGGUGACGGAGAACCUGGUGCAAGAUGGGCUGGUGCAGCAUGCGCUCACGUCGGGCGAGCACGGGCGGGCGUUGGAUCAGGCCAAGACCCGGUUGCGCGAUGGAGCCCUCGAUCAUGCCAUGUCCCAGAUCUGCAUUGCCGCGGCGGAUGCGGGUAAUCUGCAGACAGCUUCCGAAGCAUACGAUGCUCUCCCCACCGACAUGACCAUUCGUCAGAGGCCCGCCAUCUCGAUGCUCGCCUUGCAUGUGCGUCAGGGCAAUGUGUCAGCUGCCCGGGCUGCAACGCCGGACAUGGUCCAGCCGACCGCCAUGUAUGCAGUGGCCUUGUUGAAGAGUGGUCAGAUCGAGGAAGCUUUGGUCCAAGCUCGCAAUAUGUUUUCUCGUGUCCGCAACGCUUCUGCUGUCGCCGACAACUCUAGCCUGAACCCCAUCCGCGAACAGAUCAACGAAAGCCUUCACCUCAUCGGUCGCGUUCUUGUGCAGACAGCGGCUGUCCUCUCUCCUCAAGCUGCCAUGUCGCUCCUGUGGUCGAUGGUCGAGAACGGAGGCCUGAUCUCCCCCGUCGCUGAACAUGUUGUCGCCAGCCUUGGUCCUAUCGGUAUCUCUCAACUGAACGCCCGCGAUCUCAUGCUUGCCCUCCAGGUCCAGGCUGGCAUGCUGGUCAACCACAGCGCCGUGUUCGAUGUGGCUCACCCCAUUCCUACUGGGUUGCCCAUGGACGCCGUCACUACUCGUGUCGUCGACCAGGCUGUCGGCAAGCUGUUCAACAGCCGGCCCGACAUGGUCAAGAGAUGGCACGACCACCUGGCUUUGACGUCCAGCCCGUCCUCCUUCAUGAGUGGCCGCCACUCUCCCAGCUCGGAUGUGUCGACGAUGACCCCCAUGUCCUCCACCGAUGACUCGUUUGACCCUUACGCCUACGCCACCGACUUCCGCGGGUCGUCGAUGAUUUCCGACGAGCUAGAGAGCACCAGUGGCAAGCUGGAGGCUCAUCUGAACGACGCUCUUUCUCGGGUUCGCAACAUGCGCCGCAACGGUCGUCACCCUCGCUACAUCACGUACGCCAAAAUGAUUACGGCUGCUACUAAGUGCAACCGGGUCGAUCUGGCCUACGAGAUCCUGAGCAUGGCUAGACGCGACGUGCCUCUUCUUCCUCAGUACAGCGCCGUCAAGUACGGCUGGGUUUCGAUCCUGGAUGCUAUGGUGGCGUCCUGUCUGACUCUGGGCGAUCGCAGCCAAGCCUCCAAGUUCCACCAGGAGCUUCUCGAACUUGGCUCGGCUCCUUCUGCCAACACCUUCGGUCUGUACAUUACCACCCUCAAGGAAUCCACCAAGACGUUCGACGAAGCCACCGAGGCCUUGAAGAUCUUCCACCGCGCCGUGGCUGAGGGAGUGGAGCCUACCUCGUUCCUGUACAACGCGCUCAUCGGUAAGCUGGGCAAGGCCCGUCGGAUUGAUGACUGCUUGCUGUAUUUUGCCGAGAUGCGCGCCAAUGGGGUCCGUCCGACGAGUGUCACCUACGGAACGAUCGUCAAUGCCCUCUGCCGGGUCAGCGACGAGCGUUUUGCCGAGGAGAUGUUCGAGGAGAUGGAGUCCAUGCCCAACUACAAGCCCCGUCCCGCCCCGUACAACUCGAUGAUCCAAUACUUCCUCAACACCAAGCGGGACCGCAGCAAGGUUCUGGCCUACUACGAGCGCAUGCUGACCCGGAACAUCCAACCUACGAUGCACACCUACAAGCUGCUCAUCGACGCUCACGCCUCCCUGGAGCCCGUGGACAUGCCGGCGGCUGAGAAGGUCCUCGAGACCAUCAAGGCUGCUGGCCAGCGUCCCGAUGCCGUCCACUACGCGUCCCUGAUCCACGCCAAGGGAUGUUCUGUUGCGGAGGAGCGCAAGGUGCGGAUGCAACCCUGUCUGUACCAAGCCCUUCUGGAGGCCAUGGUGGCCAACCACCAGGUCGCGCAGACUGAGGAGAUCAUGACGGCCUACAUUGCCAACACUCUCAUCCACGGAUGGGCCACGGAGGGCAGCGUGGCCCAGGCUAAGACGGUGUAUGACAGCAUUGGCAUCGAGAAGCGGGAGCCUAGCACCUAUGAAGCGAUGACCCGGGCCUUCCUGGCCAACAACGACCGGGAGGGAGCCUCGCGCACCGUGCAGGAGAUGCUCUCGCGCGGAUAUCCCGCGGCCGUGGCUAGCAAGAUCGCCGAUCUGGUGGGCACGGGAGCUGCUGUCGCUGCUCUCUCCGGACGUACCUCUACGAUGAAUCCCGGAUCACUGCCCGAUGGGCCCAGCCACGACGCAAAACAUCCCAAGAAGCUGAUCUUCGCUCCAGGAGACAUCCAGACUACGCCCGAGCCAAAAAUCACCCCCACCGAGACGCCCGAUCCCUCUGCUACAGCCACCGGAGUCACAACAGCACCAGCACCCAUCUCUCGUCUCGCCGCAGAAGCCCUUCGCUCGAACGCAUCGACCCCCGACUCAGUGACUGAAAAUGAGAUCGUUUCCCACCCUGCCCGCGCUCACCAGUUCGUGAGCAACCCACCCCUCACUAUCUCCCAGAUGCACCCGACCAACCCUCUCCACCAAUUCCACAACUGGUUCCGCGAUCCCCGUCUCCUUCCGUCGUCCGCACCUGAAACCUGCACCCUCGCUACAGCCAGCAUGCCCUCCGGUCGGGUGAGCGCCCGUGUCGUAUACCUCAAGGAGCUGGAUGAGCGAGGCUGGGUAGUUUACAGUAACUGGGGCAGUCGAGAAGGCAAAGGCGGACAAGUAUUUGGCAAUCACGCAGACGGCGAGGACACGCUCAGCGCCAUGCCCGAACCAGGCCAGGACGAGUCUCUUCAAGCAGGACUACAAGAGGGCAACAAAUGGGCGGCAUUGACAUUCUGCUGGUCGAAUCUGGAACGUCAGGUGCGCAUCGAGGGUCUCGUCGAGCCGCUCAGUCGCGAUGAGAGUGAAAUGUACUGGCGUACUCGGGAACGAGGGAGCCAGAUCGGAGCUUGGGCGAGCUGGCAGAGCAAGGUGCUGUGGUCUAUGGAGCCGGAGCUGCUUCUGGAUCGUCGGCGCAAGAGCUUGGAUCCGACUUUGUGUCCGCAGAUGCAGGUCCCCGGGGAUGUGGACGCGACGGACAUCGAUGAUGGGCGGGCGCUGUUGGAGAAGCGGGUCAAGGAGAUGGAGGAACGGUUUGCGGGGGUCGAGCAGAUCCCUCUGCCUCCGUUUUGGGGAGGAGUGCGCUUGGUCCCUGAGUCGGUGGAGUUCUGGCAGGGUCGGCGCAGUCGGUUGCAUGACCGAUUCCGGUAUGUGAGGGUGCAUAAGGAGGACGGGGAGGAAGGGGGGUAUAUAUGGCGGAUUCAGAGGCUGUCGCCAUGA
Messenger RNA from Aspergillus welwitschiae, 4791 nucleotides. RefSeq names its product pentatricopeptide repeat protein. The record is from RefSeq and is a predicted model, not a curated record. Lineage: Eukaryota; Fungi; Ascomycota; Eurotiomycetes; Eurotiales; Aspergillaceae. Bases 1 to 4791 code for a protein of 1596 amino acids. Gene Ontology annotation, molecular function: protein binding; oxidoreductase activity, acting on the CH-NH2 group of donors. The transcript has 8 exons.